Rhincodon typus (whale shark) is the source of this 9174-nucleotide messenger RNA. It is a transcript of the gene syngap1a, whose product is annotated as synaptic Ras GTPase activating protein 1a. Gene Ontology annotation, biological process: regulation of GTPase activity; negative regulation of Ras protein signal transduction. The record is from RefSeq and is a predicted model, not a curated record. The coding region runs from base 99 to 3479 and encodes 1126 amino acids. The transcript is spliced from 16 exons. Lineage: Eukaryota; Metazoa; Chordata; Chondrichthyes; Orectolobiformes; Rhincodontidae.
AAGAGUCAGAAGAGAGAUGUGUGGAGGGGGGUGUUGUCGAGUAUCACCCUGGUCGGUCUUCACGGAGGAAGAGCAUACCUGGAGGGAAACAACUGAGCAUGGAUGCAGUGGCAUCUGCCCCCUUCCGGCCAACACAGGGAUUUCUGAGCCGCAGGCUCAAAGGUUCUAUCAAGCGAACUAAGAGUCAGCCCAAACUGGAUCGAACCAGCAGCUUCCGGCAUAUUCUGCCCCGAUUCCGGAGUGCAGACCAUGACAGAACCCGUCUGAUGCAGAGCUUUAAGGAGUCACACUCCCAUGAGUCGUUGCUGAGCCCCAGUAGUGCAGCAGAAGCGCUGGAGCUCAGCAUCGAUGAGGAUGCCAUCAUCAAACCAGUGCACAGCAGCAUUCUGGGUCAAGAGUUCUGCUUUGAGGUGACUACGCCAUCUGGCACAAAAUGUUUUGCCUGUAGGUCAGGGGCUGAACGAGACAAGUGGAUCGAGAAUUUACAGCGCGCAGUGAAGCCAAACAAGGAUAACAGUCGACGUGUUGACAAUGUCUUGAAGCUCUGGAUCAUCGAAGGCAAAGAUCUCCCACCCAAGAAGCGCUACUACUGCGAGCUCUGCCUGGAUGAGAUGCUGUACGCCCGGACAACGAGCAAGAUGAAGACAGACAAUGUCUUCUGGGGAGAACACUUUGAGUUCAACAACCUGCCGGCAGUGCGCAACAUCCGGAUCCACCUGUACAAGGAUACAGACAAGAAGAAGAAGAAGGACAAGAGCAACUAUGUGGGGUUGGUCAAUAUCCCCAUUAGUAGUGUGGCCGGCCGCCAGUUUGUAGAGCAGUGGUACCCAGUCAGCCAGCCCAGUUCCAGCCGGGGAAAGGCAGGUGGCCCUACCAUCCGUAUCAAGUCCCGCUACCAGAGCAUGAACAUUCUCCCCAUGGAGCUGUACAAGGAGUUUGCUGAGUAUGUAACCAACAACUACAAAAUGCUGUGCGCGGUGCUGGAGCCUGUGCUGGGUGUCAAGAACAAGGAAGAGGUGGCAUGUGCACUGGUGCACAUCCUGCAGAGCACGGGCAAGGCAAAGGACUUCCUCUCUGACAUGGCAAUGACGGAGGUUGACCGUUUUGUUGACCGUGAGCAUUUAAUAUUUCGUGAGAAUACGCUGGCAACCAAGGCGAUUGAAGAAUACUUAAAGUUGAUUGGUCAGAAAUACCUCAAGGACGCAAUUGGUGAGUUUAUCCGAGCACUUUACGAAUCUGAAGAGAACUGUGAGGUAGACCCAGCCAAGUGCACCUUUUCCACUUUGGCUGAUCACCAGGCUAACCUGAGGAUGUGCUGCGAACUGGCACUUUGCAAGAUCGUCAACUCACAUUGUGUCUUUCCUCGUGAACUGAAGGAAGUCUUUGCUUCGUGGAGGCAUCGCUGUGCUGAGCGUGGCAGGGAAGACAUUGCUGACCGCCUGAUCAGUGCUUCCUUGUUCCUCCGCUUUCUCUGCCCUGCCAUCAUGUCACCCAGCCUUUUCAACUUGAUGCAGGAAUAUCCGGAUGAUCGCACCUCCCGAACUUUGACCCUUAUAGCGAAAGUUAUUCAAAACCUGGCCAACUUUACCAAGUUUGGCAGCAAGGAAGACUACAUGUCGUUCAUGAAUGAGUUUCUGGAGCUGGAAUGGGGUAGCAUGCAGCAGUUUCUGAUGGAGAUCUCCAAUCCAGACACAGUUACCAAUGCAGCUAGCUUUGAGGGCUACAUCGACUUGGGCAGAGAGCUCUCCACGCUGCACUCCCUCCUGUGGGAGGUGCUGCCUCAGCUCAGCAAGGAAGCUGUGCUGAAACUGGGGCCCCUCCCCCGUCUCCUCAAUGACAUAAGUGGAGCAUUGAGAAAUCCAUCGCAUGUACAGCGACAAUCCAGCCAUAUAGCAGAACGCUACACUUCUGGGCCCAGUAUCAACCGUGGUGUUUCAUCUGACCUUCAGAAGUACACAGUUAAAGAUCUGAACAGCUCAAUCGAUAUGACCAGGCUUCCUUCCCCAACCAAGGAAAAAGGAAAGGAUGUCUUUUAUGUGACAAGGCCUCCUCUUGCUCGCUCCUCCCCAGCGUACUGCACAAGCAGCUCUGAUAUCACAGAACCCGAUCCUAAAAUGAUGACAACGAACAAGAGCAUUUCCAUGAUGGAUCUGCAGGACAGCAGGAGUAUGAACAGCAUAAGUAAUCUCCAAACUGUUGGAGACAUGCUAAACAGCAGUCAGGCAUCAAUUGGAACUACAGUAGGCCUCAGACCCAGCCGGCUAUCACAGGGUAGUGGAUCGAGUGUGUCAGGUGGCCUGCGGUUGGGACAAAUGGGUAUCACCACAGACGGAUUACAUGGACAACUGAGAGUCCCUUUGUCCUUUCAGAAUCCCCUGUUCAACAUGACAUCUGAUGGGCCUGCCUCACUACGGACUCCCGCCGAGCCUGGUGCUGGCCUCUUGGGUUACCAUGGUUACAGCAAGAGCGAGGACCUAUCUGCAAACAAGCAGAUCUUCCAUAGCCACAGCUACAGUGAUGAGUUCGCCCGGCAGAACAGCGAAUUCAGCCGCCGGCAGCUUUCACUCACUGAUAACCUCCAACACAUGCUGUCGGCAGCUCCACCUAACAUCGGCCCCCAAAGGAGGAUAGACCAGCCACCACCUGCCCCUCCACCUCUUGUCAGAGGGAAAACGCAGCAGCUUACUGUUAGUGCAGCCCAGCGACCACGACCACCCAGUGCCAACCUAUUGCAAUCACCUGCUGAGCCAACACAUGGUCCCAAGGUGCGGCAGCAGUCAAUUAUGGCCAAAGCAGACACCCCAGCUCCAAAAUCGGGCAUCACCAAACAGGCUUCCCAUUCACCCUCAACUCUUCACCCCGUCACACCUUCAGAGCGUACUGUUGCCUGGGUGACCAACAUGACCCACCUUUCUGCGGACAUCGAAAGCUCACACCUAGAACGGGAAGAGUAUAAAUUACGGGAAUACUCCAAGUCGAUGGAUGAGAGCAGGCUGGACAAGGGGCAACAGACACAAUAUGAGGAGGAGAUUCUUUCCCUAAAGGAACGGCUGCAGAUGUCAAACCGCAAGCUAGAGGAGUAUGAGCGGCGGCUGAUGUCACAGGAGGAGCAGACGGGAAAGAUUCUGCGAGAGUACCAAACACGCCUGGAUGAAAGCGAGAAUCGUUUGCGUCGGCAACAAGAGGAGAAGGACAACCAGAUCAAAGGCAUUAUCAACAGGCUAAUGGUGGUGGAAGACGAGUUGAGGAAAGACCACGCCAACAUGCAGGAGGCCAUUGAUGCCAAGCAGCGGAUAAUCGACGUUCAGGAGAGGCAGCUCUCAACGAUGGGGGCCACCAAUUCCCGACUGAUGAGCACCCUGACUCACAUGAAAGACCGGUGCAGUGAGACCCAGCUGAACGGCGUGACGUCAUCGCACCCUCCCCCCCGCCUGCAGAUCACCGAAAAUGGCGAAUUCCGUAACGCCAGUGGCCACUGAUGCAAGGGGAAAGGAGGCGGUGGGGUGGGUGGGUGGGAAGAAAGCCAGGUCAGAUGCAAAUCAUCUUCCCUGCCGAUCAUCCUUUCACUUCAUCACUCUCUUUCCCCUGUCCCUGCCCUUAACACUCCCCAUAAAGCACAGGCCUGUGGUGGAAUGGAACUGACAAACAGUGGAGUGAAAACCAAUUGUAACUAUUAACAAUAUUUUAUAUCCUCUCAUCAUUCACGCACGAACACUCCCAAGUCCCAUGGCUGUGGAUAAUGCCUGGAUCUUGAUGCACUUAAAAGUGGUAUAUUUUUCAUUGCACUUUUCUACUUGUGCCAUGUUUAAAUGGCCUGCUGUAUGAGAAAGAAAAGGAAAACAUUUCAGAUAUAAAUAUAUAUAAUAUAUAAAUAAAUAUAACAAUGUACAGUGCACAAAAAUCUCCAUGGUUACCUGGAGAUUAGGUUUGUCUGAAACCUUCAUUGAUAGGGCUGUUAAUUUCUUUCCAGGAUUACAUGUAUGUUUACUGAAUGUCAGAUAGCAAGAAGUCAUUACAGAUCUUGAUGUGUUGGUCUGGUUUACUGGAAAGGAAGUGUGUGCUGCCAUUGCCAUGUGCAUUCCCCCAGUUGCACUCUUCUAUUUCCUGCACCCAAGGUGUUUGUAUCAAUUCUUCUCACGUCUAUCAGGCUUUUGAAGUAAUUUGCCUUGAGAAAUUCAUAUGUACCUCAAAUUUCUGUCAAAAUGGAACAAAUCGGACCUCACUUGAUUGAUUGAGAUUAUACAGUGGGAUUCAAUUACAUUUGUGCAUAACAGAUUAAUUUGAAAUUCCUUUAUUUUUCUUAAAAGACAUUUAUAUAGUGCCUCUCAUAACCACUUGACAUCUCCAAAGCACUUUGUCGCUUUUGCAAUGUAAUCCUGCCGUAAUGUAGAAAAUACAGCAGCCAAUUUGUGUACAGCAAGCUCCCCACUGAUAGUCAUGUGAUAAUGACCAGCCAAUUUAUUUUACAGUGACACUUGUUUAAUAUUAUCAAGACGUUCAGAUCUCUACCUUGUUCUGAUUUGACAUUUAUAUGCCCCUGAAAGAGCAAGCAUUACCUUGGUUUAAUGUCAUACCUGAAAGGCAACACUUCUGAUGGAACAAAACUCAGUAUUGCACUGUGAGAGUCAGGCUGAAUAAUGCACUCAAAUCUUCGGAUUGGGACUUGAGCCCACAACCUUCUAAAUCAGAGGAGUGCUAUUGACUGAGCUAUGGCUGACAUCAGGUUUUAGAUGUUAACAUAUCCGGUAAAACAAUUAAUGGAGGAUCCUUAGCUGACUACUUUGUUCUAGUAAAUAUAUGUUUCACACAACUUCAUUGACAAUCCAGCACCUGUUUGGUUUGUUAACCUAAUCAUGUUUCCUCCCUGUGAACAGUAGAUUCACAGAUCUUACAUUUUGAGAUGUUCCUGAAAGUAAAUGCUAACAGUCCAACUCCUCCCAGUCUGAAACGAGAAGCCAAACUCCUGCUGGCAAUAUAGACUAGAAACUAAACCCUGACUGGUCUCAAAUGGAGGAGUCUAUUCUUAUUCAUCUCAAGUUUGGAAAUCCCAAAUCCAUCCGGAUUGCCAAGCUAGAAGACCAAUGUUUGCUCAUCUUACACUAAGGAGUCCUGUGAUGCUCAUUUCAAGCACAAUAAUCCCAACUUCUGCUAUUCAACUGGAAUUUUCUGCAGCAGAAUCAGAGGUAGAUGACAAUGUGGAAUCUGAAAUACAAACAAAUCAGCCAUGAUCUUAUUGAAUGCUGGAACAGGUUCAAGGUGCCAAAUAGCUACUUCUGGAUAUUUGUAUGUGGUCCCAAUUUCUGCUGGUAUCAAACAAGGAAACGUGAACUCCAUUGAUUUGUAAGCUACAAGGCCAAUCCUGCUAAUCCCUCACACUAGAGCCAAAUUACUGCUGGUUUCAAACUAAAGAAUCCCAUUUUUUGUUGGUGUCACAGUGGAAUCCCAAUUUCAGUUGGUCUUAGGGAAAUUAAACUGAAGGCCAAAUUCCCACUGGUGUCAAUAUAGAAUUCUAACUCCUAAUGGCACAACUUCUGCUGGCAUCUGCAAAUAAAAGCUCAACUUUUUAAAGCUAGUUUCAAAUUUGAAGCACAAAUCCUCCUGAUCUCAAAAUAGAAGUCUCAACUGCUCAAAGGUCCUCAGACCCAAAACCCUGAUUCCUUUUGGUUAUCAAAACUUAAAAAUAUGACACCUGUUAAUAUCUGGGACCAAAGACCCUUACCUCUGCAUCACCAUAACAAUUUGGUCUCUUGGACUGGAAGCCCAGACUACUGAUGGUGCCUUGGUCCCAAAGCACCAACUCCUGCUGGUUAGCAAGUAAAGCCUGACUCUUGUUCGUCUCCUGUACCCAAUGGUCCAAUAUUCAUUUGUCUUUUGGAUGCAAAGCCCUGAAUCCUCCUGGUUUGCUGGACUUUAAAUAUAAAAGCUGGAAGAUAGAAUUUACUAUCAAGUAAUUACCAAUUACAGAACAACAAAGUAAAGAUCCUGGGUGAGCUUUCAGACUAUGUAGAAUGAUAGUGGACAUUACUGAACGAGACUCCUUGGGUUUAUGCAAAACAAACCCACAAUUUUUCAUUUUUCUGAGUCCCUCAAAGUUUGUCAAUGGUGUAGCAAAUUUGAAGUUUGGGUGUUAGUGAUGCAAAGAAUCAGAUAUGUUUGUGGUCAGGAUCAAGGUAGCAAGCAGUGCAGAUAAUCAAGAGGUUGGGGUCAUGCUGAUCAUUAGUUUGUUUCUUGGAGAAAAGAAAGAAUUUUAUUUUCAUAUGAUGUCUUUCUCUACUCAACAUGCUGUUUUAAUACAAAAUGCUUUAUAAAGUGAAGUUGCUGUUGUUUUGUGGAAAUUGCAGCAAACAAUUUGCAUAUAGCAAGCUCCCACAGAGAUCAGUGUGGGAUAUUGCUGGGACAAUCUGUUUGUUGAUAAUUUUCAAAUAUAAAUAUUAACCAGGAGACUAGGGUGAACAGCUCUGCUCAUUUUCAGGUAGUGCCAUGGGAUCAUUUGUAUGAAUCUGAAAGGGAUAAGAUGAGAUCUCAGCUUAACUCUUCAUUUGAAGAGUGGCACCUCUGACAAUGCAGCACCUUCUCAAUCCCAUGUGAAUGUCAAGCUUAUUGUUUUUACUCAAAUCCCUGCUUCAUUUUCUUUAGCCUUCUUUCAGUUAGCCAUGCUAUUUUUUUCUCUUUUUCCUCAGGCCUACCCAAGUGCCCAUCCCUCAUAGUCAAGCCUUUGAUGAUCAACUGGCAGCAGACUAAUUAAGCACAGUAGAGUCCCAAUCACACCCUGCCCACACACAGUACCUGUAUUUGAGGGGACUGGCCCACUGUUAAAUAUUUGGUCCCCUCUUUAAGCCAGAGCAUUGAGCCUAACCUCACCAUCUGAUGCCUGCUUGAGCCAGCAGCGCAUUCAAGUUAACCCUAAAGUUUAUACACCAGUUACAAGGCAUGAAUCAGGAUUAUGAUGGAAUACUUUUCACUGGAUGUAUUCAGUUCCAACAGUGGUCAAGAAGCUUUAUACCAUUUAUGAUCAAGCAGCACAGUUGAUUGGCACACUCAUCCGCCAUGUUAAAGGAGCAUCUCAUAUUCAUGUAGGUAUGUCAAGAAGCAGCAGAAGUUUCAUCCAGUAGAAAACAAAGUGACCUCUGUCAUAGAGUAGGGCUGGCUUUUUCACAUAUGGUGCAUUGGCUUGGGCUAACCACAAAAUCUCAUUCCCAAUUAUUAGCAACUAUCAAACAACCACUGCAGCCUAUAAUUUUGUUUGGAGAUAAUUAUAGAAAUGAGUAAGCCAUUAAGAGCUAGACAAUUCAAACAUCAAUGGAUCAGAUCUAAGUUCUAGUCCUGUGGUGGUGGAAAAUUAAACAACUGAAUGGAGGAGGAUGCUUCGUAAAGAUCUCUCCUCAAUGAUGGGGACCCCAACACAUAAUUGCAAAAGAUAAGGCCAAAUUAUGUGCACCUACCUCCAGCCAGAAGUUCUGAGUGGAUGAGCAAUUUCAGCUUGCUGCAGAGAUGCCAGCAUCACAGAAGUCAGUAUUCAACCAAUUUGAUUCAUCAAAUUUGUGACAUCAACAAACAGCUGAAGGCCUGCAAAGGCUAUUAGCUGUGACAGAAACCCAGCUAUAAUACUGAAGAGUCUACUCCAGAAUUUGUUGCACACCUGAAGAACCUAUUCCAGGACAGCUGCAAUCCACCCAGUGUGGAAACUUGCCCCAGGAAGGUCCUGUACAUGAUAAACAGGACAAAUCCAACAUGACCAAUUAUCAGUUUACUCUUGAUCAUCAAUAGUGAUGGAAGGGAUCAUCAACAGUGCUAUCAAGCAGCACUUGCUUAAGAAUAAUUUGCUCACAGAUGGUUGGUUUGGGUUCCACCAAGGUCACUUUGCUCCUGAUCUCAUUACAGCCUUAAUUCAAGCACGGAGAAAAUAGUUGAAUUCUAAAGAUGAGGUGAGAAUGACUGGCCUUGACAUUAAAACUACAUUUGACCAACUGCGGUAUCAAGAAGCCAAGCAAAACUGAAGUUGAAAAAUCACUGGUUGGAGUCACACCUGGCACAAAGAAAUAUGGUUGGUUGUUGAACAUCAGUCAUUUCAGCUCCAGGAUAUCUCAGCAGGAGUUCUUCAGGUUCUAGUAUUCUAAGCCCAACUAUGUACAGUUACCUCAUCAAUGACCUUUCUAAUCAUAAGGUCAAAAAUGGGCAUUCUCACAGAUGUUUGCACAAUGAUCACUGUUACUUGUAACUUGUCAGUGAGAUGGUAUACAUCCAAAUACAGCAAGAUUUGAACAAUAUCCAGGCUUGGCCUGACAAGUGGCAGGACUAUUUUUCACCAUGUAAGUGACAGGCAAUGAUUAUCACCAACAAGAGAGAAUCUGACCAUUGCCUCUUGACAGUCGAUAGCAUUACUAGUACGAUUCCCUCACUUAUCAACAUGGGGAUCACCACUGACCAGAAGCUGACUGAGCUAGUCACAUAGAUGCAUUGAUUCUCAAGCAGGUCAGAGGUUAAGAAUCUUGCAAUGAGCAACUCAUCUCCAGACUCCCAAAGCCUGUCCACCAUCUAUAAAGCACAAGACAGGACCGUGAUGGAAAUUUCCCUACUUCCUGGAUUCCAACAACACUUAAGAAGCUUGACACCAUGCAGAACAAAGCAGCCUGUUUGAUUGGCAUCCACAAACAUUUACUCCACCACCAAUGAUCAGUAGCAGCAGUGCUCAUCCUGGUUGGAAAUUUAUCACUAUUUCUUCCCUGACAUUGUGUAAAAAUCAGAAUUCCCUCACUGUCACUGUCACUGGCAGAAAUCUUGGAACUCCCUUCCUAACAGUAUUAUAGGUGUACCACAGCAAAUAGACACCUGCAAUUCAAGAAGGGCAGCUUGUCAUUACUUCCUCAAGGGCAAUUAAGGAUGGACAAUAAAUGCUGGCCCAUCGAGAAAUGCUCACAACCCUGACCUGUUUUUUAUAAAAUCAACAUUUUGAGCCUUUUCCACCAUUCAGUUCAAUAACAGGUGAUCAAUUUCUUAUUUCAGUUUACUUACAUUAGUUCCAUAAGCCCUUAUUGAUACAAAAAUCUAUUGUGCCAGUGAUGAAACAUUCAGUUGACUCUCCAGCAUUUUGAGGAGGAGGUGGGUGUUGGUGGUGUGGUGUAAUGAGUUCCAGAUUUCUUUCUGUGAAUAAAUUCUUUGUGACAACACCCCAAA